GGAGGCGGGGCAGGGCGGCGUGCGGCGGCUGCUACGGCGGCAGCGCUCGGUAACGGUCGGCUGAGGCCGGGCGGCUCUGCGUCGCAGCUGCCGUGAGGGGAACCUUUUGGGGGUCUCCAGGCAGGAGGAGGAGCGCGCCGUCGCUGUUGGCCAGAGGUUUUGCUGGGGCUUGAGUGCCUGCCUGUACAACCACCACCACUCCCUCCGCCUUUUGUGAAGCUUCUUGCCCCGCAGGUUGCUUGGUCAAACCUUUGCCAGCUAUCAUGAUGUCAACAAAUAAAGCCAUUGAAUUACAACUUCAGGUGAAGCAAAAUGCGGAAGAAUUACAAGACUUUAUGAGAGAUUUAGAAAAUUGGGAAAAAGAUAUUAAACAAAAGGAUAUGGAACUAAGAAGACAGAAUGGUGUUCCUGAAGAGAAGUUACCCCCUAUCCGAAAUGAGAAUUACAGGAAAAAGAAGAAAGGCAAAGCUAAACAGUCAUCUAAAAAAACCAAAGAUGAGAACACAAAAAACCGAAUAAAAUCAUAUGAUUAUGAGGCAUGGGCAAAACUUGAUGUGGACAGUAUCCUUGAUGAGCUUGACAAAGAAGAAAGUACUCAUGAUUCUGUGUCUCAGGAAUCUGAGUCAGAAGAAGAUGGAAUUCAUGUAGAUUCACAGAAGGCUCUUGCCCUAAAAGAAAAGGGCAACAAAUACUUCAAACAAGGAAAAUAUGACGAAGCAGUUGAGUGCUACACUAAAGGCAUGACUGCGGACCCAUAUAACCCUGUACUGCCAACUAACAGGGCAUCAGCAUACUUUAGGUUGAAAAAGUUUGCUGUUGCAGAGUCAGAUUGUAAUUUAGCAAUUGCCUUGAAUAGAAGUUACACAAAAGCUUAUUCAAGACGAGGUGCUACACGUUUUGCUUUAGAAAAACUAGAGGAUGCCAAAAAAGAUUAUGAAAAAGUCUUAGAACUGGAACCAAAUAACUUCGAGGCAACAAAUGAACUAAGGAAAAUUAAUCAGGCUUUAACAUUUAAAGAAAAUUCAAAUCCAAAGGAGAUUGAUACAGUGAUAAAGUCAACAGAAGGGGAGAAAAAACAAAUUGAAGAACAACAGAAUAAACAGCAGGCUACGUCAGAGAAAGACCUGGGAAAUGCAUAUUUCAAAGAGGGAAAAUACGAAAGAGCAAUUGAAUGCUACACUCGAGGGAUAGCAGCAGAUGGCGCUAAUGCCCUUCUUCCAGCUAACAGAGCCAUGGCCUAUCUGAAAAUUUACAGGUAUAAGGAGGCUGAAGAGGACUGCACACGAGCUAUUUUCUUAGAUGGUUCCUAUUCAAAAGCUUUUGCCAGAAGAGGAACUGCAAGAACCUUUUUGGGAAAGUUAAAUGAAGCCAAACAAGAUUUUGAAACUGUUUUACUACUGGAACCUGGAAAUAAACAAGCAGUAACUGAACUUUCCAAAAUUAAAAAGGAAUUAAUUGAGGAAGGACACUGGGAUGAUGUCUUCCUUGAUUCUACACAAAGACAUAAUACGAUAAAACCCAUGGACAACCCACCUCAUCCAGGGUCAGCUAAACCACUCAAGAAAGUUACUAUUGAAGAAAUUGGUGAUUUGAUACAGAGUGUCUAUGUGCCAGAUAGCACUCCCACUGCUUCUCCAGAGAAUAACCUUGGUAAUCUGUCAAAUAAAAUAGCAACCAAGAACUCAAACCAGAGUGAUCUUUUACCCACAAGUGAUACUCCAAAAGCAAAAGUUUUGAAAAUAGAAGAAAUCAGUGAUAUUUCAGCCCCACAAUCUCAAGCCAAUUUGAAACCAGAUGUAUGUCAGUCUUUCAAGGAGAAGGUUUCUGUAGAGGUGGAUAAAACCCCUGCUCAGCUUCUCACAGCUGUUCUUCCCCCAGUACCUGCAAACUCAUUCCAGCUUGAAUCUGAUUUCAGACAAUUGAAAAACUUUCCAGAUAUGUUGUAUCAGUAUCUGAAGCAAAUUGAACCAUCCUUGUAUCCUAAGUUGUUUCAGAAAAAUUUAGAUCCAGAUGUAUUCAACCAAAUCAUUAAAAUUCUACAUGACUUUUACAUUGAGAAAGAAAAACCAUCACUCAUUUUUGAAAUCUUGCAAAGACUUUCUGAACUAAAAAGGUUUGAUAUGGCAGUGAUGUUUAUGUCAGAACCUGAGAAAAACAUUGCUCGUGUAUUAUUCAGUCAUAUAGACAAAUCAGGAUUGAAGGAUAAUUCUGUUGAAGAACUCAAGAAGAGAUAUGGAGGUUGAUUUGAUUUAUAUUUUUUAUAGCAAUUAUUGUCUUUGAUCUCUAUAAGUAAAUUAUUUUCUGCUGAAAAAUAAAGUGUCUUGUUUUGCUUUUUAAGAAAAUGAAAUACAGAAAAGGACUAGCUGUGGACAUGAAUGUACAGUGAAUUAUUAUUUAGUGAGAAAUGUACUCAGGUGAGUUAUUUAUAAAUCUUAUUCUGAAAAUAAAAAGAUAGUAUGCUGUA
Erinaceus europaeus (western European hedgehog) is the source of this 2464-nucleotide messenger RNA. RefSeq names its product RNA polymerase II associated protein 3 (gene RPAP3). The record is from RefSeq and is a predicted model, not a curated record. Lineage: Eukaryota; Metazoa; Chordata; Mammalia; Eulipotyphla; Erinaceidae. The transcript is spliced from 18 exons. Gene Ontology annotation, molecular function: protein binding. The coding region runs from base 264 to 2243 and encodes 659 amino acids.